UUUUAAAGUAAAAGACGUGUUGUUACUUUUGUAAAAAUCACUUUCUUUCUGAUGUACUAUUUGCUACCAAAGAAGAAACAAAAAUAUAAAUGUUUUAGGAUUACCAAACAUAAAGAAUAAAUAACUAACAGAUAAAAAAAAUUAAAUAGUGGACAAUUAAAAUUAGACAACGGAUUAUAUAAUGAAUUCAUCAAUCUUUAUUCAACAGUCCACGAAUUUUCAGUUUCUAUCUGUUUGUCACUAUGUUACAAUUUUUGGUGUUUAUUUUUACAAUAAGGAUUUAAUUACACUUGAGGAGCAAAAACAAUCUGUUACUGUUUUAAAUACUUUGUUUGAGUAUCUCAAUAAAUCUCCAGAUGAAUCUGAGGCAAAACUUCGGAUGCUGAAGAUAGUACUAAAGGGAAGUGAUCUCUACGGUGGUGAAGAAAAUGAAAUAAUUGACAUGAAAUACGUUAAUGAAACAUAUCAGUAUAUCAUUAGCGAGGCUCUAUUUUCACACUAUGGAAACAUUAAUGGAUAUUUGGCUAAAAUCAUCAACAUGGCUGAUGAUAUAAAUUACUCGGUACUUAAGGAAAAGGUGUUUCAACAUCUUUCGGAAAAUUACACAAGUAGGGAAUAUUGUUUCAAUGAUAUUCCAUUGGGGAAUUACGAUUCCAAUAAUAAUUCCAAUUACAAAUCAAAAAAUAUUCCUUCAGAAUAUAAUAGUUACAAACUUAACGGAUUGACAAUUCAAAAAGUUUUUGAUAAUCACAUUUGGCCAAUUUUCCCCCAACCCGAAAAAGACAUGAGCAUAAUUGACGUGGAUUAUAUAUACGCAAUGGUUGGUUUAAAAAUCAUCAGAUCUGUAUCAUCUGAUGCUCCGAAUCUUACUUUCGAAGAAUAUAUUAUAAUCUCCCGUGAGAUUUAUUUGCAGAACUUCAGCAACGAAACCUAUGAAAUGGUAAUAAAUUUAUUUUCAACACCAGCUUUAUUUUUCUACGCCUACAAUCAAAAGGCAAAAUUUCAAGAAAUUGAUUUUACCCUAAAUGAUGAAUUUUGGAUCAAAGCUUAUGAAAAUUUAUUUACUCACAUGAAUUUAAUUAUGAACAAAGUUGUACAGGAAAAAAUUAAAAAUAGUCUAAAUUAUAAAUUUAACAAGAAAAUUAAUACUCUAAAAAGUCGUACGAACAUUGCUCUAGAAAUAUUAAAACAAUAUUGUGAUUAUGAGCAUAUAGUAAAAGUACCUUCUCCCAAUGUGGAGUUUUAUAAAACGUUCUAUCUUUGGUUAACAAAACUAAUUCUUCCAAAAGAAUGUGAAAUUUCGAAUCUUCCUAAUUUGGAAGUAGAAUAUGAGGCUCAAUUCACUGAAAUAGAAAAGAUCUACAAUACAAUUGUAAGAGAUGCAAUUGAAAAAGUAUUAACUGAUAGUAAAUUAGUAAAAAUGCAUUCAAAUGCUACUAUUAUAUCUGCACAAGUUUCUAAUUAUGCGAAUGAGUAUAUAAUUAUUCCACGAAAGCAAAAUGAGGAUAUAUUCCUUCUGUUUGCAUUAGAAAAUCAAAAUAUGAAUCAUGAUUUUUAUGCAUUUAGACAAGUGAAUAAUGUUUUAUCCAUAUUGUCAAGUAGAGAAAACAAACAAGAGUUUGCUAAAGCAGUUGCUAAUGAUUCGUCAGUAAAAAUGGAAAUUCCCAGAUUUUACCAGAUUUUUAAAUACAGUAAUGAAAAUAACUGGGAAUUUAUCAAAAGAGUUGCCGAUAUAAAGGCAAAAGAAUUUGUAAAUAAUCUGAUGAUGCACAAUUAUGAUGAAACAUUUGGAGAGAAAGUUUUAAAUUUUGCAUCAUCUCUUAUACCAUUUUACAGUUGUAUUGAAAAUGCCAAUGAAGGUAAAGUUGCAGAUGCCACAUUAAGUUGUGCCCUAGAUAUUGUUAGUCUUAUUCCACUAGCAGGUUUUGCAGCAAAAUAUUCUGCUAAACUAGGCAGUAGUUUGACAAUUGAAAUCAGCAAAAAUCACCUAAUUACUAAAACACUAAGAACAGGAGUUCUUACAAAAGUGCCAAUAACUUCAGUGGUAAAUCACAUUUCCCAAAUAGUUGUCCGAACCAUAGCUAGAGAAAUUCUAACAAAAAAAAUUUUAAAAGAUUUAUCUGUAGCCACCCUUCGAACAGUGGAUCCUGGAUUUGAAUUUUCCUACCAAGUAAGCCGAUUUGGUUUUCGAAUAUUCCGACAGUUAUUUCGAAAAAUUAUUUCCAAUUUUCCCCGAAUUCCUCAAGCUAAAAAAAGUCUGUCAUUAUUGAAGUCUUUACUUAAUUCUUUAAAACCAUAUAAGAAUUUAAUAUCCGAUCAUACAGGCUUAGUACCAUUGAUUCUAGCUAAACAUAAUGAUUACAACAUUGUUCGAUACUUUUAUCCAAGUGGAUCCCAAUUAUUUGGACCAAAAUGUAUAACGUCAUUUGGAAAAACUGCGGAAUUAAGAAGCAUCGAAGGGUAUUCAUUUCCAAUUCCAGUUGUACGUGAAAAAUCCCCCGAUGGAAUUUACUACAAACAAUAUAUUCCACAAGCUGAUAAAUUUUUAGAUUUUAAAUUUAAAAAGAAUUCUAACGAUAUUCUUACUCGUGUUGGAUAUUUAUUAGACAAAAUGGUUUCCGAAGGACGUGACAUUAAUAUAAUUCGUAACUAUCACGUUUAUCAUAAUACAAUAAACCCCAGCAAAAUACCAGUUAAGGACGAAUCGGCAGAUUUGAAUCAAGGAGAACCACAAUCCGCAAAUGCCAGAGAAAGCAUAGUGGAACAGAAUUUAGACCAAAUCACAAAUCGUGAAUUACAAGACUCUUUCGAUCGAAAUACAGUUUUUUCUCAAAAUCCAAAUUCUGAAAUUCAAGUCACCUUGAGGGGAAAUUUAUUAGGUGACAAUAUUCCUCUAGUUACAAAUGUCGAAUUCGUAGGAACAUUGAGAGGUAACAUAGGGGGUCUUAAUUUUCCUCUAGUUCCUAAAUUUGAACAACCGGGAACAUCAAAAGAAAUUCUAAAAACAGAUAACGAUGCUCAAAAUUCAUUUUCUUCUAUUGCUUUAAAAGAUGAUUUGAAACCAAAAAAAAAAAUACAAUUGGUAUCAAAUACCAAUGACAGAGCAAAUGAAAAUCAGUUAAUAAAUUCACAAAUUCCACUAACUGUAAUAGAGGGUGAUUUUAUUAAAACCAAAACUGAUAGAAAAUUACUUUCAAAAAUUCCACAAAAAAUUCGUAAACUAAUAGUAAUGGAUUAUUUAGAAAAUCAGCGUACUCAAGAACUUGAUAAUAUUCCCAGUACAUCAGGCCAAUUUAAAAAGAAUUAUCCACUUUCAAAAAUACAUGAAACAAUACUUAAUCUUAAACCUCCUCGUACAGCAGAACAAUAUGAAAUGUACAGAGAUCAUUUAUCAAAAUUUUUGAAACCAAAAACAUAUUCAAGAUAUGCAAAUAUUCUAAUUAUGUGGAAAAAUUAUGGUUUAUCAUAUAUAAAACAUGAUAGAGAUGAUUUAUUUUUAUUACGUAACACAUUAAAUAGAUUAGCACUUAUUGAAUUAGAUGAAAAAUUACCGCUAUCUCAUCCCAAUGAAUUGUGGUACAAUCAAAUUGUAACUGGACAAAAUAAUAUUGACUUUUUAGAAAAUUUAGGGGGAAAAUAUUUUUUUUUCAAUGAUCUAACAAUAUUGAAAACAAGUCCACCAAGCGUAUCAAUAAUAAAUAAAAAAUUCCGUUUCAGUAAUGUAAAUCGAAAUGAUAAAACAAUAGAGGUACGAUAUAGUUUGAAAAUUAAUUCACCAUAUGGAAUUGUAGAUAUUGGUAAUAUUCAUUAUCGAUUAAGAAAUAGUUUCGUUACAUUUAGUGAUGUUUUAUUUAAAGUAACGAAUACAUUUUUUUCUGGUAAUAAACAAUUUUUAUAUAUUGAAUUAAGAUAUGAUGGUAUGACAGAGGAUUGUUGGCGAUAUUUACGAGAGCGUGAUAUUCAAAAUUUGUAUAAAGAGGGAUGGAAUUUAGAACAUCCAAGAAUGAAAAGUAUUGUAAAUGCUGCAAAUCGUAUAACAGAAAAUGCACCACUUUGUACAUUUGAAAUAUCGAGAAAUUUUCUUUCAAAUUACAUAUUAAGUACAGAAUCAACAAAUCAUGUUCCAAGUUAUGAUGAUUUUGCUAAGGAUAUUAUAAAUAUUGAAUUUACUAAUUCUUAUGAUGAAUGGAAAAUACCAAGCCAUCAUUAUAUUCAAGAUGUAUUAGUAAAGCAUAAUUUGGAUGAAUUUAUUUUAUUUCCUAUUGCUGAAAAAAGAAUUCAGGAGAUAUAUGAUUUUGUCUAUUUUCAAAAUAUUAAAGAGGUUUUUCAAAAUUAUAGAAUGUUAUUUAAUAUCGAACAACAUAUUCGAUUUGAAGAUUUUUAUGUACUAUAUUCUUAUAUAAAGAAUAAUUUACCAAUGAAUAUAAAUGAUGUAAGACGAUUUGAAGCUACCAUAAAUCGACUUGCUCUUCGUCAAUCAACAGAUAAUAUUAAAAAAUUUAGAAUUUAUCGCGCUGAAAUAAUAACAAAAGAAAUUUCAAUAAAAUUAAUGGAAAUAUAUCGUAAGAAUGAAAUUUUGAUAUUUGAUGAGAUUAAACAAUGUUUUCCAUUUCGUAGUGUUGAGGAAAUUAAUUUUAUGAAACAUAAUUUUAAGCCGACAGAAAUUUCUUUAUUAUUGGAUAUUACAUUAAAUAAUCAUAUUGGACUGGCACAGGUUAAUGGUAUUUUUAAUAAUGAUAAAAUGCCUUAUGUACUUACUGCAAAUUUUGAAUUGAUAAUUGAUAGUAUAGAAUUUGAAAGAAUUUACGAUCAGCAAGUGAUGGUUAUAAAAGUGCACGAUUAUGAGAGUCCAAAGGAAAAGAGAAUUGUUCGAAUGGCAAAUAGGCUUCAUGAAUUAUUUUCCACUGAAACUAAAUUUUACUCCGACAUAAUGAGAAAUUAAUCUAUAUUUGUAAUUUUAUUGUAAAUUUAUUUGUUUUGAUAAUUAAAGUAAUUUAUAUAAUUAAAUGGAAAAAUUGAUUAUGGAUUUUUAUUAAUUAAAUGCGGCAUUUAUUAUUCAAGAUUAAUUAUAUAAUUAAUAUAAUUUAUAUAUAAUGUUAUAGCAAAUUAUAUAUAUACAGUAAGAAAAGCUCCAUGGUA
Messenger RNA from Leptopilina boulardi, 5139 nucleotides. RefSeq lists its product as uncharacterized. The transcript is spliced from 2 exons. Lineage: Eukaryota; Metazoa; Arthropoda; Insecta; Hymenoptera; Figitidae. Bases 182 to 4942 code for a protein of 1586 amino acids. The record is from RefSeq and is a predicted model, not a curated record.